Messenger RNA from Soboliphyme baturini, 279 nucleotides. The record is from the annotation of a GenBank genome assembly. Lineage: Eukaryota; Metazoa; Nematoda; Enoplea; Dioctophymatida; Soboliphymatidae.
AUGAAAUACACCCAAGGGGGAAUCGCGGAACGAAACGAGACGGCACGAAAGGGCGUUGAUUAUGCAUUAUGGUUCUGUCAGGUUGUCGACUUAUUCACCGAACAGGCGCUGUUCAUACACUUUGACAUAGACGAAUUUUCGCAGUCGAUAUUCGGUCGUCAAGGUCAGAUUUUAACCGGUCAUAAACGGGGCACGGUGUGGCAUAGCAAGCCAACGUCGCUGUCAGUCACAUCGGCUGAGCAACGACAGAACACGCGGCCAAGCGAUGCGAUCGCCUGA